Molecule: messenger RNA, 1821 nt
Organism: Actinia tenebrosa (Australian red waratah sea anemone)
Lineage: Eukaryota; Metazoa; Cnidaria; Anthozoa; Actiniaria; Actiniidae
Source: RefSeq, a predicted model, not a curated record
AGGAUUUUAAGACAUUAUUUAAAACCCUACAACAAUCGCAUACGACAGUGGUAGCCAUGUUGUAAGGAUGGCGUAAGCAGAUUGCAUGCGACACUCGUAAGCAAACGUUGUACUGUGUAAAUCGGCCUUCAUACUUCAGUGUUCUCAAAUCUACAAUGAAAAAUCCAAGUUACACUUGUAAGCAAAGUCUUUGGAAAGAAAGAGGUUGACGAAACGUUAUCAAAGUUUCUCGAAUAUUCCACAAAUUGUAUCGUUAGGGGGAAAUCAGUCUAUGUAAAGAAACGAGUUGAUAUUCCCUUUCCUACAGUCCUCUAAGAAUUAGUCUCCUUCGAUUUGCAAGAAAUCCACAGGUUGCUACUACGAUGGAUUGGAACGGUCUCAUGUGACGAAUGAUGUCUGAGGAAGCCGAAUAUACUUUAAGAGAACCAAUAGUGUGCUCCACUCGGAUACRAAGUGAUCUCAGGGCCCUGUUAGCAUCUCGCUGUCUUCUGUUGUGGGCAAUACGUCUUGGUGUAAUGAGAGGAGUGCGGUUAGCAUAUCCCCCAUCAGCAAGCAGCCUUGCUCGUUGUGGAAGAUUUCUUAUUCUCCUGUGUCCUAUAGCAGGAAGUCGUCUGAAUGUUUCUGCAUCCGUCAUCACAACAAAGGUUGGGAAAGGAGGAACAUCCAUUACUUGUUUUGAACUUAAUAAAUACCUAUAAACUUUUACAAAGGCGAAGAUAUGCAAAUAAUUUGCUACAACUUGUCAAAGCGUGCGUGCACUUAGAAUGUAUGCAUUAUUAUUAACAUAAUUAGGAAACAAAACACAAACAYAAUUAGGAAACACAAGAAGGUUGAUAACAUUCACACUUAGCGCACGUGGGCACGUUUGCUAGCAAGGCACUCUUUUCAUCAUUCGUACAAGAACAUUGAACACGAUGGAAAACGUGAAAAAACAAAGAAAAGCAAGAAGAAAUUAUACAGAACUGGAGGAUAUUCUCAUUCUUCAGGCUGUAAAUACAUGUGGGAGAGAGAGGAAAAGCGUGUUGAGCUACAUGAGACGACACGCAGAAGUGAUGGGAGAAGCAGGAGACCAGUAUUUGGUCGAGGAUAAGUCCGCUUGCAAGGCUUUACAAGAGCRCCUAAGAAAACGAGCUUCUAAACUGCUCAACAACGCUCUACUUACAAGGAAUGACGAUACCRCGUCAACAGACAAAACGCAGCGGGAAACACCAUCAACAUCAAAAAUAAUUGAUGAUGAAUACGAGUCUUCUCAAUCUAGCAGCGAGGAAAGUGCUAAACAAGAAAUUGCAGAAAUUUGUAAGGCUAUUAAUACUAGGGAAACGAAGUAUGUGGUUGACGUGGAUGACAAAAACCUACAGCAUGACGACUCGACAGAAAUUCUCAAGAAGAUCAACAAUAGAAGGGAACUUGAGAAAGAGGAAGAUAGGAAAAGAACUUCAGUGAAGCCGCAGAACAAGUCUAGCAAAAGACAAAAAGUGAUGAGAGAGGAUAGACUUGACCGCUUGCUGGAUGCAAUCCCUGGUGUUCUCGAGUCAGCUCAAACUGCUGCUCGAGAGCAUAAGAAAGCUUUGGCAAGCUGGAGGGCUAUUCAUGGUUUGGUGUCUUCUAACGAAGACUAGAAUAUUUAUUUGUCUUUUGUGGCAGUUACGUUUUGUACGUAUAUGUACAUGCUAACAUGAUAUCUGUCUGAUGAAGACUAGAAUAUUUAUUUGUCUUAAUUGUAGCAAUUACGUUUUGUAUCUGUCUGAUGAAGAAUGGAAUAUUCAGUAUUAUUGUCUUGUAGCUGACUACAAAUUAUUAAAAUAGUUUUCUUGUCAUUAA